Corythoichthys intestinalis (scribbled pipefish) is the source of this 6873-nucleotide messenger RNA. Its product is annotated as zinc finger protein 420-like. The coding region runs from base 379 to 3444 and encodes 1021 amino acids. The record is from RefSeq and is a predicted model, not a curated record. NCBI's taxonomy places the organism in Eukaryota, Metazoa, Chordata, Actinopteri, Syngnathiformes, Syngnathidae. The transcript is spliced from 3 exons.
UGACGUUGAGAGUUCAACAUGGUGGAAUAAUUUGAACAAACCUCGUCAAGGCUAUUAUUUGUUUGUCAAAUCAAUACAUGCAUUCGUUUGAAUGCUUUUUGACGCGCUCAAAUGCAUUUGUUUGAAAGCUGUAGAAUUUCGACACCGGUUCGGGUAAACCGCUGACUGCUUUCGUGUUCGGUGUGCCAAACGGCUGCAGAAAAAUCAUUCUGUACGAGGGAGAGGCGUAUGCGCCUGUUUGGAGUUUCAAAAGGUUCCCAUUCACCGUGGAUAUUUACUGUGGGACCAUUGGACUUACAAGGAAUGUAGUGACACCAACUUGACUGUGAAGAAGCAUUGGAAAGCCUAUCAGUUGAAAAAGAGGUCUGAUCAAGAAAGAUGGGUGAUGUGACUCUCGUUGUGGAUGAGAUGGUGAGACAAGUCCUUCUUCCAGAGCCGCAACUAGUCAUUCUGGCCCUACCGCCCCCUUUCCUACCGACGGUCAGUGAACCGACCAUUGUUUGGCCCAAGUGGCUCAAUGGUUUUAAACGCUACCUCGAAGCACUCGGCAAAGAGAAGCUGACCGACAAGAGUAAGUGCAUGCUUCUGCAAAACUGCCUGGGCCUAGAGGGUCAGCGCAUCUUCGCAGCACUCAUUCAGCAGGACCAAUCAUACGCAACAGUCAUCUCGACUUUGACAGCCUACUUUACCGCCGGCCGCACCACCCGACAGCGAUUGCUCAGAUUCCACGAAAGAGAUCAAAAGGCAGGCGAGACCACAGCUGAGUUUGUGGCAGCGUUGGAAGAGUUGCUGCCGCCCGGCAACAAUGGAAGCGAUGAAAAGAUCCUUAAUCAGCUAAUCGAGAAAACAAAAUGGCCACAGCUCAGAAAGCGGCUAUGCUCAAAGAGGGCAACUCUCACACUUGCCGCCGCCUUGCGCAUUGCCAAAGACGUGGAGUCUACUACCUUAAACAGGCCACAGGACCACAAUCACCCCGGCCUACAACGACGCAAAAGAGGAAGGCCUCGGCGAGCGGAGAAAGUCAAAAUUGAAACCCAAAGGACUGGGCUUAAAGCCAACCAUAGCCACAGUGAACACAAGUUAGAGGAGGAGCAGCAGCAGAAGCAGCAGGAGGAUGAGCAGCAGCCGCAAGAAGAUCAGGAGGAGGAGGAGCAGCAGCAGGAGGAAGGUCAGGAGGAAAAUGAGCCGCAGGAGGAGGAGGAGGAACAGCAGCAAGAUGAUGAUGAUAAAAACGACCCAAAUUAUGAAGUUGAUGAUGACGAUGAUGAUGAUGAAAAUUACAAUUAUAAAGCCAACGCUAAGUCCUCACCACCUAACUCGAUACAGCGGGACGUGCAGGACAAGCUGGGUAUGAAUGGCAACACACAGACCCCUACAUGUUUUUCUUGUCCUAUGUGUGAAUACAAAAACUUAAGUCUGCACAAGCUGACCAGACACUUAAGAGUGCACACUAAAGAGAAACCAUUUUGCUGCCCAAUUUGCGCCACCGUCUUCAGCCAAUCAUACCACCUGACUCGGCACAUGCGGGUCCAGCAUAACGCCGCCCAGCACGUGUGCCCAACAUGUUGUAGCAGCUUCAGAAGCGUCGCUGAACUCAAGAGCCACAAGGCUACACACGCACCGCAUGUUUUGCUGUGUCCCUACUGUCCCGAAAAGUCGCCGAACAACUCCACAUUUUUACUUCACAUAGCAUCUCAUAAAGAGUACAAUCCGUUAGGAGCCGAAAUGAAUCAAGGACGGGAGGUUAAAACCAAUAUGUUGGAGUCAUUGAUUAAAGAAAACAUUUGUAGUGUUGGUGACGGUGUAACCGAUGAAAGUAUGGUAUCAGACGUACGUACUGAAACAGAAUCAGCUUCAAUAGACGGCAGAAGCGGCGCAAGCGUCCCCUGUAAGAAGACCCACGUGUGCUCUAUAUGCAACCAGAGCUUCCCCGGUGUUAACAAGCUCACCCGACAUAUGCGUACACACACUAAAGAGAAGCCCUUCCAGUGCACAGUCUGCUUGCUCAACUUCAGUCAGUCGUACCACAUGACCCGGCAUCAGAGGCAAAAGCAUGGCAUGCAGACGUUCAUCUGCAAGUGUGGCAAGAAGUUUGCCAGCUGGUUGAAACUAAAGGUGCAUCGUAAAACUCACAAAAUCCUGACUUGCCCCUCCUGCAAAAUGAGCUUCAAAGACAAGGAUGACUUGGAGAACCAUCUUAAGUCACAUGCGAAGAUCCCACGCACACCCCUGUCCCUCAUCUGCGACGAAUGUGGGAAAGUGUUUGGCCGGAGAUACCACUUGAAGAGGCACAUGGUGAUGCAUUACAAAGCAGCCAACACAGGGUACUUCACCUGUGCAGAGUGUAAAGCAGACUUUGCCUUGGCGGAGGACCUGAAGAAACACCUGAAGAGACAUGCCAAAGAAAACAGCGGUACAUGUCUGCGAUGUAACCAGAACUUCCCCAGCCAAGAAGAGCUGAAGGCUCACAUGGCGGCCCAUAAUAUUACCUACCUAUGCAGCGUUUGCGGGAAGAAGUUUAAGCUGGCAAGCGCGCUGAAGAAGCAUGAGGAGAAACACAAAGACCAGCAGUACUACUGCGCUAUGUGCUGCAAGCACUUCCGAAGCCAUUUGGAAUACAAGCGGCACAAGGCGGUGCACGAUCGACGCGAGAACAAAUGUCCACACUGCGAGCGCGUCUUCCUCAAGCUCACAACCUUUAAGUAUCACCUACAAACACACACUGAGGAGAGACCUUACCAGUGUAUGUACUGCAUGGAAACCUUUGUGUACAACGAGGAGAUGGAGCGCCACUGUCUCAAGCACAGGAAGUUCCGAAAGGAGCACCCGUACAACUGCACACGCUGCAACGACGCAUUUGCCACGCUGGCUGAGCUGACGGCGCAUUUGGACAGCCACAAAGGCGAGUCGCCGCUCAGCUGCGACAUCUGCGCCCGCACAUUCCUCAACGCCAGCAAGCUGGAGAAACACCUGAGCGUCCACACGGGCGAGCGGCCCCACCUGUGCCCACACUGUGGCAACGGCUUCCCGACCGCCGCAAACCUCAGGCAGCACAUUCUUUCCCACACUGGCGAAAAGCCUUUUGCGUGCUCUGAGUGCACCAAGACCUUCCGCACAGCCGGCGGACUGAGGGUGCACAGAAGACGACACAUGGACGUGCCGCCUAGCUUCGAGUGCCUUGAAUGCGGCAGGACUUACGGCCGGGUAACCGAGUUGAGGAUGCAUCAGCGCUACCACACAGGAGACAAGCCUUUCUCGUGCAUCAGUUGCAAUAAAAACUUUAUCAGCAAACACAAGCUGAUGGUGCACACUCGCAUACACACUGGGGAAAGGCCGUACUCAUGCCCGCACUGUCAACAGACUUUCAGACAGACUGGAGACAGAAACAGACAUGUGAAUAAGUUCCACCCGAAUGCCUCUGAACUGACUUCCACCAAAGGUUGAUCAUAGCUGGGUUGUGAUCUGUAAAUCUCAUUGUACAUUUUGUAGUGGAAAUGAAAUGAUCGAGUAACACACCAAUCAAAAAGACGUGUUUCCACUAAGCACUACAGUUCAGAUAAGUUGGUUUUCUAAGCCGCCAUGAUGAAAAUCUGUUACCGUAAUUUUCACGCUAUAAGGCGCACCGGACUAUAAGCCGCGACCCACCAAAUUUAGCACGAAAACGGCAUUUGUUCAUAAAUAAGCCACACUGGACUAUAAGCCGCCGCUGUCCUCACGGUAUUAAGUGAUAUUUACACCAAAGGAUAUUAACCGGUAACACUUUAUUUGACAGAGACAUCACACGACUGUCAUAAGACCAAAUGAACCACCAUGAUCAUUCUAGGCUUGCAGCCAUCGAUUAUUUUAGUAGUCGAUUAAUUGAUGAAUUAGUUAGUUCGAAUAAUCGAGUAAGCGGACAAGGAACAUAAAAAAUUAAAAUAACUGAGCGUCAAACGAUAUGAAAAAAAAUAAAUGAUAUGUGCAACAAAAGAACAAUUGGCUAACUUACAUAGCAAAAGUCAAAUAGCUUAAAUGCUAUAAAAUGCUAUUUUUUUUGUUUUACAAUUCUCUUAACAAAUGAUUCAGACACAUAUUCCCACAAAAACCUGCUAAGUAUACCUAUAAACUAAAUUACAAAUUCAUUAAAAAAAAAAAAAUUAGCUUCAACAAAAACUUAGCUUAUGUUGGUCUUGACAGGGAGCAGCUAAAGUCAGCUAUGUGAAACUAGGCAGACUACAGGGCAGUGUAUCCACCCAAAUGAAUAAAACUAAAUGCAAACACUUUCAAAACAAACCAUUACAACGCCAGUUUAAUUAAACGAAUACCCGAAGCAGCCAAAUUUGAUUUUGGCCAUCACUGCUCCCUUAGGGGAGACAUACAACCACUGCUUCCAGCUGCUGUCAACACUGUUGUUGUCCAACAUGCCUCCUAGCAUGCACUGCAGCGCUAUAGAUGUAAAUAACAAUCAAAAUUCAUAUUCUUUGCUAAAUAUUUCUUCAGGUACUCUUCUAGUUGUUUCAUUAAUUUCUAGUUAUAGUAUCUGGUAACUUUUUUGACAGUGCCAUCACAAGACUCAAUAGACAAUCAAAAUUAGGACAUGACACUGUCAUGAGCAUUAAUGAAUGCUUAUAACAGAUGUCAUUUGGUGUUAUACGGCAAAUUAUCUUACUUUUGAAUGGAUGUAAAAGAUCCAAACUGGACAUAAAUUGAGUUUGUGACAUAAUUUGCCGGAUGACGCUUAAUGACACUAUCAUUGGCAUUACUGAAUGCUUAUGUCAUAAUUAUGACGUUUUAUGAUAGCCUAAUGACCCCGCUGUCAAAUAAAGUGUUACCUAUUAACCCAAAUAAAUGAAUGAAGGAAAAAAAAGUAGCGGCUUAUAGUCUGAAAUUUUUGGUACUUAACUCAUGGUGCAUUGCACCAUCCAUGAGCAAUGCAAUAUGUACCAUACCAUCAUCUUCAGCUUGCUCCGAGGUCGGGUUGCGGGGGCAGCAGUUUUGGCAGGGAAGCCCAGACUUCCCUCUCCCCAGCCACUUCAACCAGCUCCUCCGGCACGAUCCCAAAGCUUUCCCAGGCCAGCCGAGAGACAUAGUCUCUCCAGCGUGUCCUGGGUCUCCCCCAGGGCCUCCAGCUGGUGGGGCAUGCCUGGAAUACCUCUCCAGGGAGGUGUCCAGGAGGCAUCCUGGACACCUAACCAGAUGGCGGUGCUCAGUGGUGGAGUAGUUGUCCCUCAACCUAGAGGUUGUGGGUUCGAUUCUCCACCCUGAUGAACUCGCCGCACUGCUCCUGGUGCUGUGUCACCAGUAGGUAGAUGGCAAUGUAUUGUAAAGCGCUUUGAGUACCUUGAGAGGUAGAAAAGCGCUAUACAAGUAUAACACCAUUUACCAUGCUGGCUCCUCUCAACGCGGAGGAGUAGCGGCUUGACGCCGAGUCCUUCCCGGAUGACCGAGCUUCUCACCCUAUCUCUAGGGGAGAGCCCGGACACCCUGCAGAGAAAACUCAUUUCGGCCGCUUGUAUCCGGAAUCUUGUUCUUUCGGUCACGACCCACAGCUUGUGACCAUAGGUGAGGGAAGGAACGUAGAUCGACUGGUAAAUUGAGAGCUUCGCCUUUCGGCUCAGCUCCUUCACCACAACAGACUGGUGCAGAGUCUGCAUUACUGCAGACGCUGCACCGAUCCGCCUGUCGAUCUCCUGUUCCCUCCUACCCUCACUCGUGAACAAGAUCCCAAGGUACUUGAACUCCUCCACUUGGAGCAGGAUCUCAUCCCCGACCCGGAGAGGGCUCUCCACCCUUUUCCGACUGAGGACCAUGGUCUCGGAUUUGGAGGUGCUGAUCUUCAUCCCAGCCGCUUCACACUCAGCUGCGAACCGCUCCAGUGAGAGUUGGAGGUCAUUGCCUGAUGAAGCCUAAAGCACCACAUCAUCUGCAAAAAGUGAUGCAAUGCUGAGGUCACCAAACCGGAACCCCUCAACGCUUCGGCUGCGCCUAGAAAUUCUGUCCAUAAAAAUUAUGAACAGAAUCGGUGACAAAGGGCAGCCUUGGCAGAGUCCAACCCUCACUGGGAAUGAAUUCGACUCACUGCCGGCAAUGCUGACCAAACUCUGACACCGGUCGUACAGGGACCGGACAGCCCUUACCAAGGGGUUCGGCACUCCGUACUCCCGGAGCACCUCCCACAGGACUCCCAGAGGCACACGGUCAAACGCUUUCUCCAGAUCCACAAAACAUGUGGACGGGUUGGGCGAACUCCCAUGCAACCUCAAGGACCCUGCUGAGGGUGUAUAGCUGGUCCACAGUUCAACGGCCGGGACGAAAACCACACUGCUGCUCCUGAAUCCGAGAUUCAACAGUACCCCUGAAUAGACUUUACCGGGGAGGCUAAGGAGUGUGAUCCCUCUAUAAUUGGAACAUACCCUCCGGCCCCCCUUCUUAAAAAUUAUGUGUGCGUUUGGCCAUUCAUUCAUCUGUACCACUUGAAUUGAAAUAUAAUAUGAAAGUGACAGUUCUCUGAUAGUAGCUCAGAAGAAUCACAAUGACUUCUGCUUUGCUCAUAAUCAGUGGUAGUCCUUUUUGUCUUCUCUCCAAUCGAACCAGUUAAAUAUACUGGGCCAAUUUAAUUUUCAAAAAAUGUUUCAGGUCUGAUAGCUGGCAUGCAGGAUCCAAAACUCAUCUCGGUUUUUCUCUAUCACGUCAUUUUUUUCCCUCUGCUGCUUACCUACUUAUUAUGUUCUUAAUACAUGCGCACAAAUGGCCAUCUGUAAAUAACGUAAUCGUGUUUAAUAAACAUUGCAGUCAUACCUGUUUCUGAUAUUUCCUUGAAUGCCUUUUUUAGUAACACAAGUGCAUGUGUUUUGUUUUUCAUGAUUUUUGUUUUUGUUGUUUAUUGAGUGAAAC